UACUACCAAGGACACGCUUCCCUUAGCUAAUUGUUUGAUCGCUGUUUCAGCAAUAGGAAAAACCAUCUAAUACUAUUCAAAAGGAGUCUCAAUGGCAACUCAGUCUCAACGUAUGUAUGUUGGAGGUUUCGAUGAGAAGCCUACAAGUAUUCCCGAUUAUAGGCGACCCACAACGCAUUUUACGAAUUUGCAGAAGAGAAUGCGCCUUGAAAAAGCAAAAGAUGAAAGAGCAGGAGGGUGUGACAAGGCUGGAUUGAAAUCUCCAUCAUUUCUCCAGAAGAAGAGGGAGUGCAUUGAAAAAACGAAAGAUGAAGGAGGAAGAGGGGGUGAUAAGGCUGGAGCGCAAUUUUCAUCACCUUUGCAGGAUCAGAAGAACUGUCAGGAUAUUCCUGGGAAAGGCGUUGAUGGCAAAAUUGAAGACAAUUCUGAUCCCGAGGAUUCAUGGUCUAGUGAUGAAGGGGAAGGAAUAAGUGUGGAGGAAUUAAAGCAAACCGAAGGAUAUCAACUGUUUAGGGAGGCCUUACAAGCACACGCAAAGAACUCAGCCAAGUCUGUCUAAGCAGCGCGCUGUUUUCACUUAUGUAAGAGUGAUACACAUAAAACUAAUUGCUUGAGGCUAGGUUAUUUUCACUCUUUAAUUCAAUUGAUUGAUACCGCUUUGAUGUUAUAUGAUAUUUUGAUACUGCUGUGAUAUUAUAUCAAUCCGUAUAUCAAUCAAUCCUUUUUUAACAACAUUUUUUUCUAUGAACUGAUGUCAGAUGAGUUUGAUUCAGAAGAGUUAAUAAGUAUAAAGAUAAGAAUCAGAGUUUUAGAAUUUAGACCCAAUUCAUCAAUUAUUAUUUCAAGCAUUUUUUAUGAAAAAGCUCUUUUUAACGUUUGUGAAUAUAUGAAAAUCAUAUAAGCUGUUUUUACAAAGAACUGGUCCAUGCCUAGAUUGCCGCGUAUAUCGAGCACUUGCGAAGUUUAGAGAGCACGAGAGAAGCGUAGGAGUAGCUCAACGCGCAGCCGAAAGCAACUCUACCUUCCUGAGUGCUCUCCAAACUCCCCAAGUGCAUCCAAGACUCGAUAUGCACACAGCUAAAGGCAUGGACCAUAGCAUGCAUGCACGGCUGUGCCGUACACAAGGAUUUUUACCAUGGUAGCUCCUUAGGAAAUAGGUACGCCUUGCGCGCGCGCUAUAUUAUUAUGACUGGCUUUUUUAAUACACACUUAUGUCUAUUGAUAAAAAAGAGAAAUUAUUUUACCGUUGCAAUGGAAUAUAUUGGUCUCCCUCGCCAUUUUAAAUCAAAGGAAUCUUUCACUGUUUUCUUAAAAGACACAAAAGAUUUUUUACUUAAUUAGAUGAUCCAUUUUUUAUGAACAGAUGUACAGUAUUUCGAUAUUUAAAUUUUUUAUAUAUUUUGACUUUUAGACUUUUUGCAUUUUUACUUAUGUAUUUUUAUAAAGAUGUAGUUUGCUGAAUUUAAUAAAUGAACGUACAUUUUUUAUG
Molecule: messenger RNA, 1489 nt
Organism: Stylophora pistillata
Lineage: Eukaryota; Metazoa; Cnidaria; Anthozoa; Scleractinia; Pocilloporidae
Source: RefSeq, a predicted model, not a curated record